Molecule: messenger RNA, 558 nt
Organism: Sabethes cyaneus
Lineage: Eukaryota; Metazoa; Arthropoda; Insecta; Diptera; Culicidae
Product: calexcitin-1-like
Exons: 6
Coding region: 1-558 (185 amino acids)
Molecular function (GO): calcium ion binding
Source: RefSeq, a predicted model, not a curated record
AUGGCCGCUAUUUCGGAGUUCCGCAAGAAGAAGCUGCUGUACGUGUUCCAUGUGUUUUUCGAUAUCAACCAGAGUGGUGAAAUCGACCGCAAAGAUUUUGAGCUGGCAAUCAACAAAAUUUGCAAUCUUCGCGGCUGGCCGGAGGGUCACGUUAAGAACAAGGAAACCCACGAUGCGAUGUUCAAAAUAUGGGACGGUCUACGGACAAAGGCCGACGAAGAUAAUGACGGUCAGGUCUCGGUGGACGAGUGGUGCAACAUGUGGGAAGCGUACGCCAAGAAUCCGAACGCCGUACUUGACUGGCAAGUGAGAUAUAUGAACUUUAUGUUCGACUUGGAGGACGCUUCCAACGACGGUACCAUCGAUUCGGAGGAGUUCUCCAGUGUUUACUCGAGCUACGGCGUCGACAAGAACGAGUGCCUGGAGGCGUUCAAGAAGAUGUCAAAGGGCGCCGGCGAGGUAAACCGGGAUCAGUUUGCCGUCUUGUGGCGUGAGUACUUCUCCUCGGAUGAGCCGACCGCCCCGGGAAAUUACAUCUUCGGCAAGAUUGCGUUCUAA